Messenger RNA from Macrosteles quadrilineatus (aster leafhopper), 5346 nucleotides. RefSeq lists its product as uncharacterized. Gene Ontology annotation, biological process: sleep; regulation of synaptic transmission, cholinergic; positive regulation of voltage-gated potassium channel activity. The transcript is spliced from 3 exons. NCBI's taxonomy places the organism in Eukaryota, Metazoa, Arthropoda, Insecta, Hemiptera, Cicadellidae. The record is from RefSeq and is a predicted model, not a curated record. Bases 159 to 599 code for a protein of 146 amino acids.
UGGCGGUGGCGGAUGUCAGUUACUUACUAAAUUUAAUCAUUAAUGUCAACUGUCAAACGAGUAAACGAAACGACCGAUAUAAGUGCUGUUAUUGUUUACCAAACCUAUUAUUUGUGUUUCAUCCGUAGCCUAGCCUGACCGAAAAUUAACUAACAGUUAUGGCUCUCUUCAGGACUUUAUCUCUUAUAACAGUUGUGUCUGCGGUUUACUUUUUUCACGAAGGAUUUGGUAUUAAAUGCUGGGUUUGUCGAUCAGACUCCGAUCCUAAGUGUGGGGAUCCAUUUGAUAACUCUUCAGUACCCAUCAUAGAUUGUAAACAAGAGAAAGAUCUUGAGCAUAUUCCAGGAGUUCGCCCUACUAUGUGCAGGAAAAUUCGACAAAAAGUGAAUGGAGAGUGGCGAUACUUCAGAAGUUGCGCUUAUCUUGGAGAGCCUGGGAUACAGGGGGACGAGCGCUUCUGUUUGAUGCGCACAGGCACCUACAACAUCUGGAUGGAGUACUGCACCUGUAAUACUAAAGACGGCUGCAACACAGGUUCAUUGACAGCUCUCUCUUCUCUCGCAGCAUUUGUUUUUGUACUCGUUACAUUAUUUAGGUAGGCCUAAGCAAUAGAAAGUUACAAUCUAAUAUAAGUCUGAUUGUUGGCUUACGAGGUUGAACAAGUUAGGUUUCUUAAGUCUCAAAAGUAAUAAGUAGUGAUGGGCUGAUUCCAGAAUUGGUUGAUUCCAAAUCCGAUUCUAGAACAUUGGUUUUGAUUCUCAAUUUCGCACCUAAUACUGAUACCUUUAUAAAUACAUUUAAAAAAACAUAUGUACUUCUCUAUAUCCCUACAAAUAAAGGAGCAUGUUAUUGAUAUUUAAACUUUAAGAGUCCUUGUAGGCUAGCGGCCAUCUUGGAUAAUUUCCAACAGCUGGUGAAGAGUUAUCGUUUAAACAUAUUUUUCAAACACCAAAUUCAUUAUUAUUUAAAUAUCUAGUAUACUGUAAGAUUAGAAAAGUUUUGAAUUGUUCUCCAAGGGAGUCCAUGGAAGCUAACGGCCAUCUUGGAUUUGCCCGCCAUAAGAGCAAUAUUAAUUUAGUUAAUUUCAAACAGCCGCUGUAGAGUUAUUUAUAAAACGAUUACGAAUGUGAGCUAAUGAACAUGGAAUUAUUUAUAUUAGCUGACUUCAGAGUAUUCCAAAUUAACUAUGAUGUACCACUCUUUACAACCGUCAAUGCCAGUUGAGUUUUGCAUCAUAAUUAACCUUCUUUUUUAGAAUUGGUAUCAAGUACAAUAAAGCAAAGUUCGAGUACCAGCGAUUCUUUGAUACUGCUGGUAUAGGAGGUAUCGAGAACUGGGAUCGGCCCAUCCCUAGUAAUAAGGUUAUAUCUGAUUUCAAUAGAUUUUUAUUUCAAUUUUGAUUCCAAUUUUUUUGUAUAUACGGCGGCUAGUUUAAAAUCAGGACACUUAAAAUGUGGUUGAUUGAUUGUCCCUUAGUUGUCAUUAGCUGUAUGGGCUAUUAAUUAACAGCUGUGUCUAAGGAAUGUCGGCCUUAGUCACUAACAAGACUACAGGAUCGCGCCACUCAUCAUACACUCAUCUCCAUUCAUACUUGGCUUAAAAUACCUACUAUGUAUGGUCGCCAUUUCAUAAAAAAGUAUUUAAAGUACUUAUUGGUUUUACAUUUGCUUUCAUCUUUCAGGUCAAAGUUUUGACCAAUUUUAGAAUAAAAAUGAACGUAGUUGAGUCACCGGCAGAGUGCUCUGGAUGUAAAUUACUUAUUUCCAUCAUAUACGCAAUACCAAUAAUUAAAUCAAGCCGAACUGCAAGGGUAACUGAUGGUAAACGAAUGCAUCUUAUGCUUGUGUAAAUUACAUCUACUAUCACAGUAACAACUAAGGGGGAUAAAGAAAAUCUAACUCAGAACUUAGACUGCAGCCCAACUUGUGAGUGACUGAUUCAACUAGAUGUUCUUGAUAAUAAACUAGCUACAGGUGGUCUACAUAGAUCUGAUGUCUCCAUCUACCUGUAUCCAAAAUUUAAUGAUAGUAACUACCUAACUCAUCAAAAAUUAGUAAGUAUAUGUGGUUAAUUUGAAGUAUAUUUUAUUCAUGAAUCUCUCUUGAAAAAGCAGCUAUCCCUUGAUAUUUUUGCUAUUAUUAAUUAUUUUGCAAAGAACAAAGUGUGUUCAUGUUUAAUAUCAUAGGUGUUAGUAUUUAUUGAUAGAUAUUUAGUGGAUUUCAGAUCAACUUAGCUUUGGAUGUUUAGUCAGUCCAAUAUAGCAAAUCAUUGUAUUAAUAUGCUUAUGUCGAUAAUAAGCAGCAAUCAAUUAGCUGCUAUAUUAUUAAAUAUUCCGCCCAAUCUGUAUUUAAUCUGUGAGAUACUUAAAGAUAUUAUAAAUGUUAUUUAACUUUAUUUUACUAAGCUUUUAUGAAUGCACAAGUACAAACAGUUUGCCUUAUCAGCCAAAAAUAAUGUCUGAGUUUUGUCACAGAAAACAGACUACUAUAACCCAGAAUGCCAACCGCAUGGUAAAAAGCAUUAAGUGUUUUGAGAGAGCUUUGCCUGUCAAUUCGUAGGCAGCGCCACCAGCGUUGCUUUGCUGAGUGCGGUUGGCAUUCUUGGUUAUAGUAGUAUGUUUUCUGUGGUUUUGUACAGUUACUUUUAUUCCAUAGUUAACUGAAGCCAUGUUAUAUGUUGUGCUUAUUGCUGUAAAAUGUAGUUUAUAGCCAAUUUAUUGUUAGGAUUAAUUAUAUAAAAUCAUGUUUAUGGCAACAAGUUUUGAUCGUGUUAAGUAAUUAGACUUUAAACAAUAUAAUUUAUACUGAUUAACUGUUUUCCACUUUAACACGUUAAGUGCAGUCGCGGGAUGGCCGGGCCGUGGAAACUGUAAAUGUGCUGUGUGGUUGAGUCCACAAAAACGUUUAAAUUUAUUAGUUUCAUCCAAAUGAGAGGUAUAUUAUAGCAUGUACUGUCAGUUGUUGUGGACGUAGUUUUACAAGAAGGCAAUAGAUAGCAGUACUAAACAAAACUGCUAGCAGGCUCUCAGUAUUGCCAAAUGGAGGGAAAAAACAGGGGCAAAAAACCCAGAUACACCAUAAACAAAUAUUGCAAAAGAGGCGUUAAGUACAUUUUUGAGGUUAGGUUCCUUCCACGAUGCUUAACUACAGUAAUUCAAUUUCAGCAAUUCAAUUUUUUUUAGGAUUUGUUUAUUAUCCUAUUCCACUUCUCUAAAUCCAAGCCAAAACCACAUACUACAUUAAAUUUUGAACGGUCUCCUUCACUGAUAAAAUAGUCGGAUCUGGAAACGAAUCAUACUGAUUAAAGUAUAAAGUUGGCACAAUAAUCGGCAAUCGGACACAACAUUCCCCAGGCGAGGCUGAGCUCAGACUGAAGCAAGGUUGUUGGCAUUUGAGGAGUAUGACACUUCCUGCCCUGUCUCAAUAGUGCCGGUACCGCGAACUGGUGAGAAUUCCCACACUGCAUGCUUAACGUGUUAAACAUUAUUUCCUGUUAAUGUUAAAGGUUGAAUUUACCUUACAUAUGCUUCUACAUUUUUGCAUUGAAAGAAAAACUCACUCUCUGAAAUUCGCUUGUAAUUAACAAUAUUAACAUCCAUCUAAGUCAUUAAUAACACUUCUAAAGUACUGAUAAAUCCAAACAAACUACUGUACAAACCUAAACUGUUCAAAGAAGCAAUGAAUACUUUCUUAUAAACAAUGAAUAAUGAGGGACAGAAGGUUGAACGUCAUUAAUGAGCCAAGCAGUUGUUUUGAAUUUGUUUUGGGUGAACGAGAAUUGAAAAUAACUGUAACUUAUAAUACCUGAGAUUUGUUUAAAUCAACCUUUAAACACGAUUGGUAAACUAGAGAAGCAUAUGCAAGCUAAGGAAUACCUAUUUAACAAUGCUGUAAAUGUUACCAGAAGUAUAAUGGUUGGUACCUAAGACUCUUAUCUCAUGGAAUGUCAUAAUUUUUUUCUAAAACAGUUCUACUAUUUAUACACAGAUUUGUGUUUAGAGCUACAAAUAUUUCUCACAGUGCCUUUAUUACCUAAAUUGUUCUGAACUAAGAAUUUCAAUUUAGAGUGAGAUUUUUCAACAGAAUGUACAUUUUUUCCCAUUUGUGAUAGAACUAGCUUUUAUUCUGGAGUUUUAAGAAAUCCAAUCCACAUUAUUGUAAAACACAUUGAUGACAAUCUAGCAAAUUUAUACCUUUUCAUCUUUGUAAUUAAUUAUAUAGAUACAGAAUUUAAGCUUUAGAAAUACUUACAAAAUGAAGUAUACUAGGCUCUGUAUUUAUGCACAAGUUUUUCCACAAAACUAUAAUUAAUCAAUUGUUCAUUCUUAUUUAUUAGUGUUAUGUGAUCCAGCUGUAGUGUAAAUUUGAUUGUUAAAACUUCAUCACCAGCAAGGUAAUAAGUGUAUCAGGUAGGCUAGUAACAAGGUUGUGUCAACUAUGCACAAUUUUGAAUACUGAAAUAGUUGUAGCCUAUAGUAGAGACAGUGAAAUCAAUAUUUGGGGCCAUAUAUGCAAAUAAUCCGUCCACAUCACACACAAGUCAGUAUUUAUAUUGACUGUUUUAUUUUAUGAGAGUUAUAUAAAUAGUUAAUCAAAAUAUCUUACAUUAUAUUAGAUAAGCCUACCUUGAAAUAGGUAUUGCAUUAAUAUUUUUAAUCCAUCUUGAAUAGUUACAAUAGAUCAGCAAAGUGUUCAAAUUUACUGUAAUUGAAUUUGUAAGGAACUAGAUUUCUCUGUGAAGUGACUUUUCAAAAAAGUUAAAGUUAAGUUUUUGUCAAUUUAUAACUAAAUUUAUAAGGAUCGUAGUGGUACACUACUAUUAUAGCAUUGAGAUACUCACUACUUACUUAAAAUGUAAUAGAAAACUUAACAUGAGUACUACUCUUCAACAUUAUCCAUUUAAAUGGUGGAAAGCCAUGCUUAAAAUUGUUGAAAAAUUAAGACAGCAUUCCGUUAGUUAUUUUCAUUCCAAAUGUCGUUGUAUAAACAAUAAAGUUUGUGUUAACUGUCCAUGUGAAUAAAUGUAUGUUCUUUUUUACUUAUUUUUAAAGAGUAGUGUCAUUGACUAUACACAGAAUAGUGUAUAGUCAAUGGUAGUGUUUAAUCUGUCAUGUUAUUAUAUUAGUAUGUGUAAUUUUUAGUCGUUUAUUAGUAACAUUUAUUGUAAGACUUUGCCUUUUUGCAAGUUAAUUCUGUGCCUUUUGAUAAAAUUAUAUAACAUUUUUAGACUGCAUUUGAUAAGUUAUGUUGUAUAUUGAUAGUUGUGAUUAUAUUGUAAAAUAUGUGUACAGAAUGUCAAAUUUGUGUUUGUAAUUUUAAAAUAAAGUAAAACAUUUUCACUGCACAA